This is a messenger RNA of Amoebophrya sp. A25, 7000 nucleotides long. The record is from the annotation of a GenBank genome assembly. NCBI's taxonomy places the organism in Eukaryota, Dinophyceae, Syndiniales, Amoebophryaceae.
GAACACAUCGUGCACGAAAAUGGACAUUAUUUUCAUCGCGGAUGUUUCCGAUGCGUCACUUGUUUGAAAAUCAUCACGGGAACGCAUCACGUGGCAACACCAGACGGCCAAAUUUACUGCGAAGGUUGCGCCCUUCCGACUUGCAGCGUGUGCGGUGGUGCCAUAUCAGGGGAAAUGGUAAGGGAUGUCUUUUGCUUGUUAUUGAUUUUUGUCUCAGUUUUGGAUUUGGAAUAACUUAACAUGCUUUUUUCCUAUAAACACUAAGUCUAAGUAACGAUAUUUUUGUCGAAGAUGGAAUGUUCUUUGUAAAUAUAUCUUAUUUAUCAAUUUCAUCAACGAAAAUUAAUAUAUGAUGACGGUGACGCUGAGUAAACCCUUUGAUUUGGAAAUGACAUGAUCACCUCAUUCUCAUCCUUUUCCUUAGCCAUCUCAUCUCCCCUUCUCUUCUUUUCAGAUUAUUUCGCCUUUGGAUUCGGAUCCUACGCAAGAGGCGCACUUUCAUCCGGAGUGUUUCCGAUGUAGCGGAUGUGGCAAGCAGAUACAUGGAGCUUGUUUCCACGAUGGCCAUGAUGGACACCGGUGUGAAAUCUGUGGUAGAGGUAGCGGCUUACUGCCGGACUCUCGUCAACAGGGUGCACGAGGAGGCGAAGUAGAGGGUAUUCUUCCGAAAAUAAACGCGCCAUUGUCAGAAAAUAUGAACUUGAUAUCGGGGUCGUCAGAACAAGAUCAUGCUGUUACAGGUAGAAAUGGAGUUCUUGGAAGUGAGCAUCCAGCUGCGGAGAUGCCCCUUCAUAUGCGAAUUUUUCAAGCGCAUAAAGAGAUCAUGGAUAUGCUCGACGGGGCGUGCAGUAACAAAAAUGAUACUUCUGGAAGCAAAUCGAUGAACAAAAACAGGCAGACGCCGGGUCCUCGUUUGGACAAGAAAGUCCAGGAUGACAACUUUUCUGCUCUAUCGCCGUUAGAGCAGGAAGCUGCGCUGGAGAUGGUCGGGUGCGCCCCUCACGAACUGCCUCGGGUACCAGAAAAGCCAAAAAUUUCGAAUGAAGAGCAAAUCAAGGCUUUAGGAAUCGUUUUUGACGCGACCACUGGCGUGAAUGCGAAAAAGCCUGUUUUGAAUGCGUACGAGCUGGAAACAACAUCUACGGUGGAGGCCAUCCGCAGGAUAAGCGGCAGUUGUACGGCCAGUCAGCAAGAGGAAGAAAUAGGCUCUCGCGGUCGUGGUUCAGCAUUCGUAUCAGACACUGUUGGUGGACAAAGCACGGUUUUCGUCACCUCAACAGGUGAUCAGAAGCAUGCUGGUAGCAAAGGGAGUGCUGCAGGUAUGUUGCCACUGAAGAUCUCAAAGGGAAGUGCGCAACGUAACGCGCCCAACGCCACGACCAGCGAUGCUCAUAUUACGAAGGAAACAGAAGGGGAAAGCUUGCUUAGCGCUAUUGACAUUUCAGACAUGGUGAUGUCAUCAGCAGGAGGUUAUCUGAUGUCCUCGUCUGAGUUCCAUCUUGGCACGUUGUCUUUGUCUAAGAUGAAUUCUCCUCGGAGUGAGGCGGGCACGGUUGAACAACUGUUUUUACAAAGAGUAAACAAGGAUACUAGCCCCCCUCUUCCUGUGAACAAGAAGAAUACUAGCCCUCCUGGAGGUGCUGCUCGUAGUACGGGUCCCUCAAAAGACAGCGUAUUUCAUAAGGACUCCCACACGCGGUCGAAGGAGGUUUUAGUCGCAGGCUCGGACUCCACGACGGACAUUAUCGAUACUUUCAUGCGACAGCGGCGUGCCUCGAAGACGAUGAUCAAGGGCGGACCACCAACAUCCAUCCCAGCGUUAGAGCGAGAGCAUUUGCGCACUCCAAGCGGCUCGGGCUUGGGGCAUCACGCGACAAGUACCGGUUUGGGCCAUCACUUUCGUGAAGAAUUAGAACACUAUAAACUGCAAAACCAUAAUGUCGAAUCAAAGCAUGAUGGAAAUGACAACAAUGCAAAUAAUGUUCUAAAUAUGAGUACUUCGUCGUCAAUCUUCAUGGGACAACUCACGGCGGUGAAGGAUAAACAUAAAGAAGGUGCCAAAGUCAAUGCUACAACUACACCUCGUCCGCAUCUUCCAGUCUUAGCUCUACCAAAACAUCAUGGUUUUGCUCCUGAAGUAGAUGAAGAUCCUGAACAUCACGCAGUCAUAUCAAGUGCGCGCGGUGUGCACUUGGAUCUUGACACCUUACUAGGAUCAGGCGUGGGCACAAGCAGCUACGGUCGCACACCGUCGAGAAGUCCAGCUCCGUCUCCUAGAGGAGAAUCGAAAGGGGCAUCCAGAGGGCCGCAGGAAAUUGCAGGACAGCAAGAAGACGAGAGUCCCUACAGUAUGGAUCUCAAUAGCCCUGUGGCAACAGUCGCUGCGCCUGCAAUUGUACCUGUCUUGAACCUGGAAAAUGCCAUGGCAGCGGAGCAGGCCACAACCUCCACAAUACUAGAGAAAUCUUCUCGCUUUCCGCAAGCUGCAAGCGAGGAGAGCGUGCCGCACAAUCAUGAUCUCAUGGCCGUGACCGAGAAUCCUUUUACUGGACAGAGGCUACCCCAACAGGACUGGAAGUCUUUGCUGGCGCGUGAGGUAGCUGCGCGGCACUCAGAAAGAUCACGACGGGAACGCUUCGUGCGCUUUGGAAAUACCAAUGAGGGUGACUGCGAAACAUUGGACAAUCGUUUAUCGCUAUCUGGAAGUUGGACUGAUCGCGGACGGCCAGACACGAGGAAGAAUAUCAGACGAGGGGCAAAUCAAACCCGAGGUGAAGGUGCGAAUUCAGAGUCCUCGGGAUCGCUUCGAUCGGUGCAAGUUCGACGAGCUUCUGCUGUCCAGAGUCACUCGGACAUUCGCUCCAACAUGCUGCGAUCUCAAAAACAGUUAAAUGCACCAGCUCUGUCGACAGGUUUGCAGUUAUCGGGCGUGGAGCGGCAGCCUGGGUCCGACAUCAAUACGCGUCCUCAGAACGUAAGUUUGAAUUCCUUGAGCGAGCACCUGACAAGAAAUCCAACUGCGUCAAGCAAAUCACCAGUCUCGCACUCGGGCUUUCACUUUGACCACGACGGCAACGUGCACGUGCCGCAUCGACCAGUGCCGCGAUUGGACAUGGACAUGAACACUGGCCACUUGCUCGCGUUUAUUCCCCAAAGCCUCAAAGCCAAGCAUGUCGGAUGGACCAAGGGUGAAGCGCCCUUGCUUGAAUUUCCCAAUUUGGCGCGGGGCAAGCAAGGAGACGCCGAGAGCCGCCAAAGCAGUGUUGCGGCGGACCAUUCAGCAGUCGAGCAGAUGGACAACGCAAUAUCAAACGCCACCGACGGGGCUUUCCUGGUUAACCUCAAAACUUCCCUGAAAAAAGUGGAAUUGACGCAGACUACAAAUAAAAACAGCUGCACGACCCCGAUAACUUCAUCUACAAUCAAAAUAUACGAGCCGCUGAGCCUGAAAGACACUGUUGCCACGUAUUUAGAUCGGGAGAAUAAUGUGAACGUUCUCACCAUGGAUCCGAACACGUUUUUCAAAGCGGGCGCUCUCUCGAACAGCCAAAUGAGCGAACUCAGUGCCGCAAUGGCGCAGAGCAAUCCGGUUAAUGCUGCACCUGGGUCUUUUCUGGGCUCUUCUGCGCGUGGCAAAGGCAGUUCUAGACGGGCUGUGUCAGAGAUUCCGCAGGGCAAACUUGUAGUCGAUCUUUUCAAGGGGAUUGGUAUGCACGACGAGGUGCGUGCACUUCACAACCAACUACAAUUUAUGGCGGACCAUUCCCUCGAAACACGACGAAUUUUCUUAGACCGUGCGAGUUCCGUUGAGGCGGAAGUCCGUGCCAAGGCGGGAAGACUCGAGGCGAUUUUUUCGGGGGGGAAGGGAAGUCAGGUAGCUAUUCUACUAGAUUGUUUAAUUGUUUGAGUAGAUACCCUUCUUUUCUUUCUCCUUAAUAAUUACUGACUUUCCACUUCCAUUAUCAUACCACUCUGGUCCGGCAUGACGUAUCGGUGCAUGCUGUCAUGUUGCCACCUCGGUUACAAUAUGUUAUUGCACCUUGUUCGUCAACCGAUGAUGUAUCUGCAUACAUAGCUACAAUGAAAUCAAUCAUGAAAAUCUGCGCUUUCCGUAUUACAGAUUUCGCAGUUCCAGCUUCUUUCUCCGGGAGAAACAGAGUGCCCACCGUCGACGAGGAUGCGCGGUCGUCGUAACGAGUCUUUCAUGUAUUCCUCCUCUGCUGAUGGACAGCUUAUUCAAGACCCAAAUGUGGAUACGGUUACAGGGACGAGGACUGACAACGAUGAGACUUUUUUUGAUUUGCGUGGCGACAUCUUUGAUACCAGGGUAGCUGAUCGCCGCAUGGCACAGAGAGCGGGACAGCGGGGAGCGUCCGUUGGCAGUUCGCCAGACGGCAGCGCGAGCGUGCCAAGCAUAGGUGGUGUACGGCUACCGAACUUUCAAACAGGAGGAAUGAAAGCUGUCACAGUAGUUAGCAACGGAAGAUCGGCGCAACCACUUGGUGCGUCAGUAGAUGACAGCGACUUGCCAUUUUCAGCUUCAGCACGAGGUAGAAGUUUGACGCUCGUCGAGCGCCCUCCAGAAACUCCGCCAGCGAGUUUCGGCGCUGGCGUAACAGGUAUCAAAAUACCAAGUUUUGGUUCUGUACGACUUGUUACGACAGACCCGAGUACAACAACGAAACAAGCCAAAAAGAACUCUGCCCGCUCCCGCAAGAACAACAAAGUCAAUGAAGACGACGCAGCAGAGCCAGAACUUGCACAAGCACUAGAGGAGGUAGAGGUCGAGCUUGUCGGAACAUCUCCAACAUCGUCCUCAACAUUGAAAAAAGGGGAGGCAACUACGCGAAAUACAGAAAAACUGCCAAAAGAUGGCUCUUUCGAAGGCACGGCGUGCACCGCCGGCACCAGCAAGAAAGACAACAUAACAAGCAGCACCAACAGUAUAGUACAGGAACCAUCACCUUCAACUACAGGUGGUGCAGCCCGUCCUCCCAAGCUACGCUUUAUUGCAGUUGAUGAGGGUCCAUCACCACAAGAAACACAACUUGUACCACUUGGCAAUUCGACCGUAGUGAACCAACACCAGGGAGCAUCCUCUAGUUCGCAGGACCACGCAUCUUCGGCUCCAACCUCAUCGAUAACGACUCAAAGUGCGGCUUCUGGUGCUGUUGUUGCUUCACCCACGACUUUCAUGACGAGCCCGGGAGUGGUGCGCAUGCGGGCCCCAGCACAGGAGGGAGGACGUCCAAAUAGCGGCGCAACAAGUAUAGCGAUGCAGCAGGGCGGUUCUUUUGCGACCCCACGCAGCGUACCUGCUGAAAUCGGUACUCCACUUACGCCAGGACGCAUGGCAAUGUCGCCACGACCUGGAUUUGUGGCUACGGGAGGACCAAUGAGGCCUCGAACGCCUGUUCUGCUUCUCGGACCGUCAGGCUCAGGAGGACCACAACAACAAGGACUACUCCCACACGCUUCGCCAAGGCCGUCUCCUGUAGUUGUCUCGAGUGGUCCCCUCGUCCAUCCGCGAGUCGUGCUGCCGCCCGUCAGCAGGGCUUUCUGGGCUGAAGCGCCACCGGAGCCUACUGUUUUCCAGCGCGCACUGCAGCGAGCCAACGAGAAGCUGCCAACUCGCGAGGAAGUGGUUGAGUUUGCGUCGGAAGUCGCAUCCCGAUCUUCAGUAGCGGCAACUGAGGCCUUCCACACGGCUGAGGCCGCGGCGACCUACCUUCACGAAAGUGGAAUUCUGGAGGCUUGCGGGCGGCACACAAGGGACGGCGCAGUAGGCACUUUUGAGUGUGCAAAACAGGUCACGGCAGCAGCUUUUGCGAUGGGCGACGAUGCAGAAGCUUGCGAGCGUCUCAAUCCGCAAGGUAGAGCAGGCAGUAGAACGGCAACGGAAACCUCUCCUACUGCAGCCGGGCAGGAAGACGCGAGUGACGAUGUGAUUGACGAAAUAUGUGGUCGUGAACGACUUGCAAACAAGGAGGGUCAGGAGAACACGAAUGCUAGUACAACUUCAAAAGAUAUAAAUUCUUCUGCAGUCCCAGUCGUUGGGAGGAGCUCUUCGUCAACGUCGAAUAGUGUUGUAGCAGGAUCGGCAGAGCUCCGGGUGAAGGAGAGGCCAAGUAAAGAGCGUUACGGGAUUGAAGAGAGCGACCCUCUCAUUGCGAGUAUUUUCUCAGAGGCGGCUUCACCAUCACCAGCCACCGGCGCAAACACACUCGGACCUAAAAUAAAGGGACUAUCAGGGCAGACUUGGGAAAGUGGUUUAAUCGAAUCCCAGGCAAAGCGGGAGCACCAGCAGCGGAAUUUUCAGAUGUAGCAAGUGUUUUGAUGAGUAUCCGAACCCGAAGAGGUAAUCUGAGACCCCACCCAUGAGCUAGACGUCGCCUGCUGGAAGAAGAUGAUAUUUUUUCAUGAGGGCUUACCCUUACAACGAGAAUAUUGUAUGUUCUUUCUCCGCCUUUGCUAUUGCGGUAAUGGAAACUACUACAGUGCAGGUAGAAGUAUAAUAUCUGAUAUCUACGACUGAAAACAUAUGACGGAGUGUAUUAACUUUAGUAUCGCUCUUUAGGCUCCAGCAAUGCUCAAUUCACCUUUGGUGUAAGUACUGGUUGGGGAAUGACGAGUCAUGAUGUUGAUUUUUUUUCAAAUUUAUUUUCGUCUCCUCCCUAUUUUCACGAUCAAGAUCAACAUUAGCACAGGAAAAACGUCGAAAAUAUUCAAAAUGAAUCCUUAAUAUGAUUUCGUUCUUCGAUCUACUUUUUCGCAUGAAUACUUAUCCUAUGUAUACAAAAAAAUAGUAGAAGUAGUGCAGGGUUUGAUUAGUGGCUCAUAGUACGCAUAGUAGCAUCAGCGAAGUUAGCAAAUAAGGCAAAGAGCCACAGUUGGGCGUGAAGCUGCAGAAGGGCAGCUUUGUACUUAAGAAGAUGCAAGAACCAGAAUCAACAUUUGUAUCUUCGUUUCAUUUGCCUUUGCUGUGGUUGUGUUGAGUUGG